GCAGGAAACAAGAAUCUUUGCCUAGCUGAUCCUUGUCCGCAGAAGAAGAAACAAAAUUCCAUCCUCAUUCCAAUUGUUACGUCAGUUUCAAGCUUCUUUUUAGUUCUCUUUGGUGCUUUGGCUAUUGUUUGGUUAAUUAAACGGAAACGAAGAGCAGAAUCUAGUGAAAUGACGUUGAGAUUAAAGAAUCGACCUUUUAAGUAUAGAGAGAUUUCAAGAAUCACUGGAAAUUUUGGACGAGUUAUUGGUGAAGGUGGAUUUGGAAAGGUUUAUCUUGGUACACUAGAUAAUGGCACCACGGUUGCUGUGAAGACUCUCUCUAAAUCAUCAAAGCAAGGGUACAAGGAAUUUCAAGCCGAGGUGCAACUCUUAAUGCUUAUUCAUCACGGAAACUUGGUUUCUUUGUUUGGAUAUUGUGGUGAUUCCAAGAACAAUGCUUUAAUAUAUGAAUACAUGGCCAACGGAAAUUUAAGGCAACACUUAUCAGAGGACCAUCCGAAGGUCUUGACGUGGAGUAAGAGACUACAAAUAGCUGUGGAUGCAGCAAAAGGUUUGGAUUAUUUGCAUAACGGUUGCAAGCCACCCAUCAUCCACAGAGACUUGAAGACUACAAACAUUUUGUUGAACGAAGACUUCCAAGCCAAAAUAGCUGAUUUUGGCCUGUCAAAAACUUUUGUGACUCAAAACGACUCUUAUGUGUCAUCUUGUCCCGCAGGCACUCCUGGCUACAUUGAUCCCGAGUUUCAUUUUUCUGGAAUCUUUAAUAGGAAGAGUGAUGUUUAUAGUUUCGGAAUCAUACUCUUUGAAUUGAUCACGGGCCGACCUGCAAUAAUGAGAAGCCGGGAUGGCAAUGCCAACAUGCACAUCCUUCAAUGGUCAAUUCCAAUUGUUGAAAGUGGUGAUAUAGAGAGGAUUAUGGAUCCAAUGUUAAACGGAAAGUUCAACAUAAGCUCGGCUUGGAAAGCUGUGGAUAUAGCAAUGACAUGUAAGCCACUAUCCGCAAUUCAGAGGCGAGACAUGAGUCAUAUAUUGGCUGAACUGAAGCAAUGUUUAGCCGUAGACGUGGCAAGCCAGAAAGUGCAAAAUGGUGAGAUGGAAUCAAACAGCUUCUUUGAAAUGGCCACUCUGGAUCUUGACUGUGAUAGUGUUCCCCUUGCGAGGUAA
Molecule: messenger RNA, 1164 nt
Organism: Eucalyptus grandis
Lineage: Eukaryota; Viridiplantae; Streptophyta; Magnoliopsida; Myrtales; Myrtaceae
Product: receptor-like protein kinase At3g21340
Exons: 7
Coding region: 169-1164 (331 amino acids)
Biological process (GO): protein phosphorylation
Molecular function (GO): ATP binding; protein kinase activity
Source: RefSeq, a predicted model, not a curated record